Molecule: messenger RNA, 438 nt
Organism: Gongylonema pulchrum
Lineage: Eukaryota; Metazoa; Nematoda; Chromadorea; Rhabditida; Gongylonematidae
Source: the annotation of a GenBank genome assembly
AUGACCCCGAAUUUAUACGCUAGUCAGAAGCAUCAUCGCCAGCAGCAGCAGCACUACGCUAAUCAGUAUCCACGGCUUGACUAUGAGGAUUUGUUUGACAUUGGCAGGCAAGUCAAAGAACUCGACAGACAGCUAGCUAUCGUUCGAACUUCUCCGCCCAAGAUCUCCCACGAUGGUAAGUUAAUAACGAUUCAGCUGGAUAUGUCGCGAUUUGUUCCGCAAGAAAUUGAGAUAACCGUGGCAGACAAUACGAUAACUGUUAAAGCUAUGGCAACUGUAUAUUUGAACGAGAAGAAUUCGGUUGAUAAAUUAUUCAAGCGAAAAUUAGCAUUCCCCUCGAAUAUUGUGCAGGACACUGUUACAACGACCGUCGACCGGUACGGUAGCUGCUUCUCGGCACUUUUGCUUAUUGCGAAUUUCUUUUUAACGCUUGAAUAG